GAAUCUAUAAUUCUUUUUUUUAUCUAAUUCAUUUUCGAAGAUGGCUGAUUUAGAAUGAAAAGCAAAGAUGGUUUCUUCCGAUAUCCUAAGCAAAUCCCAAAAGCUUUCUAAUAAACUUCAAGUUCCGUUUCCUACGCCGUUUCGCUUCUCGAAUAUUUCAUCUCCUCUUUCGGCUUCCGACGCUUACGACUACUAUCUUCGGCUACCGGAGCUGAGAAAGUUAUGGGAGACAAGGGAAUUUCCAGCUUGGAAAAACGAGCUCGUUUUGAAGCCGGCUUUGCAUGCUUUAGAGAUCACCUUCAGGUUUAUUUCGAUUGUUCUGUCCGAUCCUAGAUCGUAUUCGAACCGUCGCGAGUGGAGUCGUAGACUUGAGUCACUCACCAAGAGUCAGAUCGAAAUUAUUGCCAUGCUCUGCGAGGACGAGAAGGAGGACAAAACGGCCGCUGGCGCGGCGCCGAUCGUCGACCUGACUUCUUCGAACGGAGUACUAGCUCGUGAGACCAGCUCCGCCGAAGUAUGGAAGCUUCAAGGAGAAACAACGAUCGUUAGCCGAACCAGUGAAGCCAGCUUGCUGCCUCGACUUGCAACGUGGCAGAAAUCCGAAGACGUUGCGCAGAAAAUCCUCUACUCCAUCGAGUGCGAGAUGAGGAGUAGUCCGUACACUCUGGGUUUGGGAGAACCGAAUUUAUCCGGCAAACCGAACAUCGAUUACGACGCCGUUUGCAAGCCGAACGACCUCCACGCGCUUAAAAAGAGCCCGUACGACGACCGCAUCGAAAACCACGAGAACGCGACGCUUUACACGACGCAGCAGCUUCUGGAAUCGUGGAUCCAAACGGCGAAACAAGUGCUGAAACGCAUAACUUCAAGGAUCGACGACGAAAGCUUCGAAACCGCCGCGAGCGAUUGCUAUUUGAUGGAAAAGAUUUGGAAGCUUCUUGCGGAAAUCGAAGAUCUUCACCUCUUAAUGGACCCCGCCGAUUUUCUUCACUUGAAAAGUCAGUUACUGAUAAAACCGGUCAACGAAACGGAAGCGUAUUGUUUCAGAUCGAAAGGUUUGGUUGAAAUUACGAAUAUGUCCAAGGAAUUGAAGCACAAGGUUCCUUUUAUAUUGGGAGUGGAGGUGGAUCCUAAAGGUGGACCCAGGAUUCAAGAAGCUGCGAUGAGAUUAUACACAGAGAAGCAGGAGGGCAGUAAGGUCUUUCUCUUACAAGCUUUGCAAGCCAUCGAAGGAGCCCUAAAGCGGUUCUUUUACGGCUAUAAGCAAGUGUUGGUGGUGGUUAUGGGGAGUUUAGAAGCGAAAGGGAACCGCGUCGUGGCGGGGUCCGGCUCGGUGGAUUCGUUGAGUCAGAUAUUCUUGGAGCCUACUUAUUUUCCUAGUUUGGAUGCGGCUAAGACAUUUUUGAGCGAGUUUUGGAGUCAUCAACUGGGUGGAUCUGUGCUGACUCGGUGGAAGACUAGGACCACUCAUUUUGAUUAGAAACAUUCUUUCUAA
Messenger RNA from Hibiscus syriacus, 1495 nucleotides. RefSeq names its product nematode resistance protein-like HSPRO2. Lineage: Eukaryota; Viridiplantae; Streptophyta; Magnoliopsida; Malvales; Malvaceae. The coding region runs from base 68 to 1480 and encodes 470 amino acids. The transcript has a single exon. Gene Ontology annotation, biological process: defense response. The record is from RefSeq and is a predicted model, not a curated record. Gene Ontology annotation, molecular function: metal ion binding; heme binding.